Messenger RNA from Rodentolepis nana, 246 nucleotides. Lineage: Eukaryota; Metazoa; Platyhelminthes; Cestoda; Cyclophyllidea; Hymenolepididae. The record is from the annotation of a GenBank genome assembly.
AUGAGUGGUGUGGAUGGCUUAUCAGACAAAUUAGUAUUCCGUCUCUUCGCUGGUGGAGGAGGAAAUCAGCGUGAAUUAGCUCGGAAGAGGAAUCAAGCUAAGCAGAAGGAGCUGCAGAAGAAUUCCAGUGCCAAAGAUAAGGGAGGCAACAAAGGCCUUACCUUACAGGAAAGACGGGAAAGGGAUGCUGCCGCUCUUCGUGCCAAAACGGAGAAAAAGAAAGCACAGGAGCAACAGACACAAUAG